CCCUCCUCUCCUCUGUUUCCCCUCUUGUCCGGCUGCUGCUGCUGCUGCCGCUGCUGCAGCGGCGGCGGCGGCGGCUGCCGGUCCUCCUCCUGCUGCCCGCGAUGGUGGCAGGUUUGCUGGGCUGCUGGGGCGGCGGCGGCGGCCGGUGGUGGACAGUGCCCGGCACUUGGCUGUGCUUGAUGGCGCUGCUGCUCCUGGGCUCCCCUCCGCGGGGAUCCGUGCUGGUGCACGGCCGUAGGCUCAUCUGCUGGCAGGCGCUGCUGCAGUGUCAAGGCGAGCCCGAGUGCAGCUACGCGUACAACCAGUACGUUGAGGCGUGCGCACCAGUCCUGCUGCAGCGGGGGGGCCAGGAGGCUGCAGCCGCUUCUUCUUUCCCCUCCUCCUCUGCCUCCUUCUCCUCCCGCUGGCGGUGCCCGAGCCACUGCAUCUCGGCCCUGAUUCAGCUCAACCACACCAGGAGGGGCCCAGCACUGGAGGACUGUGACUGCGCACAGGAUGAGAACUGCAAAUCUACCAAGCGUGCCAUCGAACCGUGCUUGCCUCGGACGAGCAGUGGAGGUGGGGGCUCCAGCGGGGGCGCCGGGGGAGCAGGCGGGGGAGGUGCCGGGGGCGGCGUGAUGGGCUGCACCGAGGCCCGUCGGCGUUGUGACCGCGAUAGUCGGUGUAACCUGGCCUUGAACCGCUAUCUCACCUACUGCGGGAAGCUCUUCAACGGGCUGCGCUGCACCGACGAGUGCCGCGCGGUGAUCGAGGACAUGCUGGCCGUGCCUAAGGCUGCGCUGCUCAAUGACUGCGUCUGCGACGGGCUGGAGCGGCCCAUCUGCGAGUCGGUGAAGGAGAACAUGGCCCGGCUCUGCUUCGCGUCCGAGCUAGGGAACGGCCCGGGCAGCAGCGGCUCCGACGGCGGCCUGGACGACUACUACGACGAAGACUACGAUGAUGAACAGCGGGGCGGUGGGGGUCUCGGAACGGCCGGAGACUCUCAGUACGAGGAGGAUGGGCUCCCGCACCCGGCUCGCCCGGGCGGCGGCGCUGCUGCAGCGGCUGCUGCAGCUGGAGGAGGGCGCGGGGAGCUGCCCUACGGGGACGGGAGGAGGAACCGCGGCUCCCGCUCGGCUCCCGAGGGCGCCUGGACUCUGCUCGUCUCCAUUUUGCUGCUGCUGUUCCUGCGGCCGCUGUCGUAGCCUUUUUUCUCCUAACUCCUCUGUUCCUCCAUGUGCUUGGUCUAUUGAUUCCCCGAAGUCGCCCCACUCGAUCACGCUCUCCCGGGUCUCCCUUCCACCUUUCUCUUUCUCCUUCGCUUCCUUAUCUCUGCCUUUUCCCAUCACCUCCCCACAGCCCCCAGCAUACUUUGCCCUCCCCGGUAACAGUAAUCGGUACUUAAAACAGCUUUAGAGGAGUUAGGGAAUACUUUGCUUCCUACUCCCCCAGACUCUUUUUUCCCCCCGUUUUUCAAAACUAAUGUACUGUCCCCUGGUUUCUCCCCUACCUUCCCCUGGAUUUCCCUACAGUACCCACACCAAUUUUACACAUUCCUCUUCCAGAAAAGUAGCGAGAAUCUUGGGUUGUUGUUUUUGUUUUUUCCCUCCACCCCACCCCGACUCCAACUCUACUAUAGAUACUCCAAAUCACUUGGUAGGCUGGAACCCCGGCUUUGUAUGAGACUUAAGGCAGUUCAGGGAGUGGGAGAGGGGUAGAAGUAGCAGGGCAGGAGGAAAAGAGACACCCUUCAGAUUAAGUGGAGUUCUAAUGAGUGCAUUCUUCCCAGUUUUGUCCCACCCAGUUCUGGGCUGGUGAGUGGCUAGUUGAGAGAUAUUUGAAAGAGAUAAGCUUGAAAUGCUGCUUAAGGUUUAUUUGCAAGUCUCCUCUAAGGUACUGUGCAAAGAGUCUUACGGUUUGACCUAUUAGAAUCUUUUAAAGAGUCAGUUACUUGAAUUAAAGUCUCAUUCAUUCAUUCAUUUCUUCUCGGCAUCAGUGCCCAGAAUAUUCUUAGUGACGAAAGAAGCAGGGAUCAGGUUCUUAUUGCUAUUUUACUUGCUGGGGAAGAGGGAAAUAUCUAAACUGUGUGAUGGUUAGUAACGUACUUAGCUAAUUCCAUUCCUAUUUUUAAAAAAAAGUUUCAGAUCAAAUUUGACUUCCCGUUCCAUCAUCCAGUAUUCAAACUCAAAUGCUGAUGUAGGAAGUUAUUAAUGAUACUAAACAAUGCAACUUUUGUUUUAAAAGAGCGCUGCACUGCCAUCUCCGAAAGACACUUUGUGGUGUUUAGUGGUUAUGUUUGCGUUUUUUGUUUUGUUUUGUUCUGGUCUUUUUACAUUAAGAACUUCUGUGUACCUUGAGAAAUUAUAUUGCCUCUACUCCUAUCAGGGUGCUGAACUCUGGUAAAUCUUAUAUAAAAUGUAUUUAAAACUGGGAUUUGUUACCAGUCGCUGUACCUUGUAUAUAGAAUUUUUAUAAAAUGUAUGCUUCAAAAAUAAUUUAUUUUUUAAAAAAAAGAAAUUAAAGUUUAAAAUUUACGUUCAUGCUACUCUUUUUUAAAGAAAUGUACAGAUUUCAUUUGUUUUAAAGGAUACAAAAUACAAUAAUCCAUUGUGAAGUAUGCACUAGGACAGCAAAUGUACAGUGUAUUUUAUAGAUUGGACGUUAACUUUCUUAUUUUUAAGAGAAUUUAUGGACGAUGUUGUUGAUUUGUAUAAAUACAUUUCCAGACUGCCUUAAACAUUGUCUUUUAUAGAAGGCAUAAGAAGUCCUAUGUAACUAUGGCUUUGUGUAUUUUUGUUUUGUUAAGUGUGUACAUCAGUAAAGAGUUUUAAAUAAGGAA
Molecule: messenger RNA, 2818 nt
Organism: Phascolarctos cinereus (koala)
Lineage: Eukaryota; Metazoa; Chordata; Mammalia; Diprotodontia; Phascolarctidae
Gene: GAS1
Product: growth arrest specific 1
Biological process (GO): regulation of cell cycle
Cellular component (GO): plasma membrane
Source: RefSeq, a predicted model, not a curated record